This is a messenger RNA of Acanthaster planci (crown-of-thorns starfish), 5184 nucleotides long. Its product is annotated as 5'-AMP-activated protein kinase subunit gamma-2-like. Gene Ontology annotation, molecular function: AMP binding; protein kinase regulator activity; protein kinase binding. Gene Ontology annotation, biological process: regulation of catalytic activity; protein phosphorylation. The record is from RefSeq and is a predicted model, not a curated record. NCBI's taxonomy places the organism in Eukaryota, Metazoa, Echinodermata, Asteroidea, Valvatida, Acanthasteridae. Gene Ontology annotation, cellular component: cytoplasm; nucleotide-activated protein kinase complex; nucleus.
GGCUCUAAAUUUGCGCACUUUCACCUUUAGGCGCAUGCUUUCUCUGCGACUAUUUCGCCUUCUGAAGAGAGUAAGGCCCACUUGGUAAAGGAAUCCCAUGGCCAUUUAGGAAACACCACACUAACUCAACUUCUCAAGAAGGUAAGCCUACAUUACUGAUCGUAGGCUUUUGAAUCUUUGACUGUUUGAUGAGAACUGCGACCUCUGUAUCUGCGUGGACGUGAUGUGAAAACAGAAAAUAUCGCUCUGACCUCUGUUGAUGGCAGCAUCCCAUGUGAAGUUCCAGCUUACUGACUUGAGUUGCUGCUACUUCUGCAUUUUCCUUGGAAGUGAUUUUCAUCAAAGGGAGCAAUGGCAGAUAAGAUGGAGUUUGAUUUUGAUAAUCCGAGCAAGGAUGGUCAACAGUUUCAAGGUGCUGAGGAUCAAAACACUAACCCACAAAGUUUGGAUUUGAGUUCAUUUGCGAUGCCUUUCCUUGAAAGUGAAGAACAAAUGGAAGAACCAGAAGGGGAGAAGAAACCACUUGUCAGUAGUUCUGGAAGUCACAGUGGAUCUUCAUCUCCACAGAGCCCACUGGAGUCCAGAAGAUACACUUUCCCUUCUAAACCUAUAAAAAGAAGAUGGAAUAGUGGUCCUACUGCUCAGACAUCCAGCUUGCCAGGCAAAGUGAUGUACACAAGUCCCCAGUCACGUACAGCUGGGAAUUCACCACAAACUUUGGGCUUGGAACGGCUGAAACUGAAGGAUUAUCAAAAGGAACCCGAAAGACGCACUCCACGAAAGAAUCUCCAGAGGCAGUUCUCAGAGGGGGAACAUCCAGCAACAGGAUUUCACCCGUUACAGGCCAUUGCUGAUAAUGAUUUAGGCAGUAUGGAAGUUGAUUCAGCAGAUCAAAUGAAUACCAAACCAAAAGCAGAAGAGAUGACAUUUGUGAGGUUCAUGAAGAACCACAAAUGUUAUGAGAUCAUUCCAACAAGUGCCAAGCUGGUGGUGUUUGACGUUCAACUGUUGGUCAAAAAGGCUUUCUUUGCUUUGGUGUACAAUGGAGUUAGAGCAGCCCCCUUGUGGGACAGUGAAAAACAAGACUUUGUUGGUAUGCUGACAAUUACUGACUUUAUCUGCAUCUUAGAGAACUACUACAAGUCUCCAUUGGUCAAAAUGGAUGAACUGGAGGAGCAUAAGAUAGCAACAUGGAGAGAUGUGUUGAGUAAAAAGGCAAGACCACUGGUGUGGAUUGAUCCAGAUGCCAGUUUGUUUGAAGCUGUUAGAAUGCUGAUUCAGUCCAAGAUUCAUCGUCUGCCUGUUGUGGAUCCAGUAACCGGCAAUGUCAUCUACAUUCUUACCCACAAGAGGAUCCUCAAAUUUCUUGGGCUGCUGAAAAAUGAAAUCCGAAGUCCAGCAUUCUUGAAGAAGAGCCUACAGGAACUUGGUAUUGGCACAUACACUAAUAUUGCAACUGCCAAGCCCAACACUCCUUUAAUCAAGGCGCUACAGAUCUUUGUUGACCGCAGAGUAUCAGCAUUGCCAGUUAUUGAUGAUAACAACAAGAUCAUUGAUAUCUAUGCCAAGUUUGAUGUCAUUAAUCUUGCUGCUGAGAAAUCGUACAACAACUUGGACAUUACAAUUCAGCAAGCCCUGCAAUUCAGACAGACAUACUUUGAAGGUGUUCACACUUGUCAGGCCUCUGAGACCUUGGAAACCAUCAUGGAGAAAAUCAUCCGAGCUGAGGUUCAUCGUCUGGUUGUAGUGGAUGGUGAGAAUCAUGUUGUGGGGAUUGUAUCAUUAUCUGACUUACUCAAUUUCCUAGUACUUCGCCCAGCAGGGAUUGCAAGCAGGAAGCCGAGUGCUAAUUCACCAGAAACUGAUAAAUGAAAGAUGCGACUGCUGGAAAAUAACCUUGUGCAAGGCACAGCUUGUCCUUUAAAACUCAGAGAUGACUUGUGGGCCAUUCCUACAAGACGUUAGGCAGUGUGGCUUUUUGUUUAAAGAGCUUUAUCUCUGAAGGCUUUUCUCUUAAUGUGUAUAUGAGGAUUAUGUAAAAAUCAAUAUAUUUCCAGAUUGCAAAAUGCCACAGGGUUCAAACAUACACCAAAUUAAAGCUUAUAAUGUAAUCACUUCAAAUGUGUAUGUAACUUAUUUUGAAAAAAGUCCCAUAUUACCCAUUUUUCUGGAGCUGGUCACAAAUGGGCAUUCCAUCAAAAAUGAUCAAAGUCCAUCAAACCCUACAACUGCACUCUCAGUAGUUGAACCUUCAUGUUCAUUUGUUCAGACAUCAGUAGCAUUUGCUGCCAAGGGACAGAACUGCUUCCUGCUUUUACAUCCGUUUUGUAAAAAGAGUUCGGCUGUUCAAGCAAAUUUAGUUGUGCAUGGAAUGAUGUUGUUGGUCCUCAUUCUGCAGAUACAUCACACAAGUAAGACACUGUAUGGACAUUCUGGACACUCUCUACACAUGAGGAUUACAUUCUAAUAACUCUUUGGUUAUAAUUGGUAUAAAACACAAAAACACAACAUGUGAUCAAAGUUAACGUUAGUAUCAAGGAAAUACUGGUAGAUAGAUAUUGGUAUCAACUGUGAUAGAAAUUGUGGUUAGUAGCUUGAGAAAGUGAGCAAUACUGUAGAUGUUUAUACCCAUCCACAUGUCUCCAAGUACAUGUAAAUGUUUUCAUUAUCCCCCAAUUUGCUUGGGUUUUGUUAGCCAUGUGAUUAAGUUUUAGCUCCAGUCACCCAUUGAAAUUAGAGAUAAUUUACAGUAUAUAUUUCAGUUGUACUAAAUAAAACUACAUUUGUUUCAUGUAACAGUCAGGGCAGGUAACAGUGUACAUAUAUGAUAAAUGUAUGUGUUGAGGCAUACAGCAGAGUUGCAUGUUUGUAAAUAAAACAAAAGUUGUGAAAAGGGAUAGAGAUAAUAAUAUCUGAAACCAAAUGCUGGGCAGUAUUCCGUGGUGCUCACUGCCCAUAGUAACAUUGACCACUGUACUACCCAAACCCUAAUCAUAUAACUCUCCAUGCUAAGUAUUCAGACCCCAUGGCUUAUCAUUAGUAGUACAUGUAAAGCUUCUUCAUUGAAAUUUAGUUUAGUGAAAGUGAUAUUUCAUCUCAUGGCUACCGAUCAAUUCAAGUAACAUUGAAGUCACUUAUGUUGUGAUACUUGCUUGAGAGUGUUACAUGUCCUUUGUAAGGCCAUAUUGUUUGUAGGUGCAUGUAUUUGCUAUAUUUGCUGAAUGCAAUGGAGCUAUUCAGUGCAACAUUAAAACAUACGGGACAUCUUGCAUUAUGCUGUACAGUCACCAUGCUGGUACAUUAAUGAUGAUGGUGGUUGAUAUGCUUUACAUAGAGGAUUUUGAUUUGUGAGAACAGAAUAAAAGAAGCCAUUGUGUGUAAUUAGUAUGGCAUUACAUUACAGCUACUAUCAUCAAGGUGAGACUGAAAACGCACAUGAAACAUCCUUUAGCUUGCUUUACCUCAUGCCCUAGAUGAGGUUGGGGUAGAAUGUCACAGUUGUUGUCCCUUUUAACUACUUGACACCGGAUGUGUAAACACAUGCUAUUUUCGUUGUUUGCUCCAUGGAGCAUGUGUACACUUGUUUAAGAAUUAUUUUUUCAUUUCCGGGGUUCAGGUAUUAAUGCGUCAUGCUUGGUGGGUCAAAGCGCAGAAGAUGAUCUUACACAUGGACCCUGCUUCUAAGUGGACCCAUCCCCGACCGACAAUAAAACACAAAUGCCUUUCUUGAGUAAUUAAAUUGAAUAUGGGAGCCCACACCAUACACCAAAGAGCUAAGGGAAUUAAAGACCAUCUUUGUUUGGGUAAGUCAAUCGGCUAGGGAGCGAAACCACACUUACAAAAGAGAUAAGGUUACAAAAUUCCAACUACCAACAUUUUUGUAUCAAAACAUUGGCAAAAAAUGCACAUGGCGAUGGGUGAUGCCUGUAUACACUGUAGUUGAUGUACCCUAAUAUGGCGUGGCCCAAUGUGGUGCACUUUCAUUUUUGCCUCUAGUGUCUUUCGGGAGCAAUAUUUUACCUCAAAUUUCACAAUCAGUAAAACUUCAACUCCUAUUAUUCUGAUUCAUAUAUCUCAAUUUUGGGUAUCUGGUUAAAAGUUCUGAUGAAAUUUGUGUUUGUCCCAAUUUUCCGACUUUUUUCUGACACGCAAAAUGAACGCUUUCAAAAUGUGCUCAAAAAUAUGAGAAUAAUUUUCUACACGCUUGUGAAGGGGUAGGUGAGUAGAGGGGAUGAUGCUGUAUAAGAAUUUAUCAACUUUAAAGAAUGUUGAAAAACAUUGUUUGGCAUGCACAAGAGUUUAUCCACUAUGAACACAGAGUGAGGGUUUCCCCUCGUUUUCUCCAAAUGAUGUGAUCUACAUUUAGAAUUCGCAUUUUGGCAUGAACAGAAAUAGUUGAGCUCUGAAGACAAAUGACACUGCGUUCGAUUUGGAUGCUUCCAUAUUUAUUUGAACAGAUAAAAUCAGAGAAAACAAUGUUUUCUUUCGACGUGUUCUUCAACCAGAUGAGUUUUGAGUUUUUCAAUGAAAAGGUUUGGCAAAUGCUGUGAGAGGAAACUUAAGUGACAGUGGAAGUGCGCCAUGUUAGGGGACUCUAUUAUAUUGGCCUUUUGUAUAUGAACUGGUUGACGUGUGGUAAUCCGCUAACUCUAAAUGCCCCAAAUCCUGGUAUCAGGUUUCAAAACAACUGUGGAUUAUCUUCAUUAUCGAGAGUGAAAAAAUGUCGGUUAUACCCAUCAGCUCAGUCUUUUGUGCCGAGCAUGGUCUUUUGUUACAAGGCCCAACUCUUUUGUCCGGAAACCUGCUCCCCGUCUUCGUGUAUUAAGCCCAGCUACUCAAAAAUGGGUCGCCCGUCAGGAAGUGGUUAACCAGUGGGUAUUGACAAAUUAUAUUUCUUUGGUAGUUGCAUCUGAUCCUGCAUUUGUGGUUUGCUUUCCCCAUGUUAAGAUCACUGUAUAUAGAUUCUGCCAUUUCAAAUGUCAGUUCACAAUCUGAUAACUGUAUACAUGAAAAGCACAAUCUUUAACCCUAACACUCCUCAAUCCUUCACCUGUUGGAGGACUGAGGACUGUUAGGGUUAAUACAAAACUCAGUUCGUACAUCUAAUAUGAGACGAGCUUGAAAAUGGAUCAUAAUUUCAUUUUUUUAGAAUGUUGAUCAAUAAAUGAUGAGACUCAACUUGUA